CAACUGUUCGAGCAUGGACGAUUUCGACUCUUUUGCAGCAGAUGAAGAUGGUGCCUCCACGUCGCAAUCAGCUGUCGAAACAAGGCAGAACGGUCACGUUCCAUCCGGAAUUACGCUUGUCUUACCCUCGCUCAAAGCCAUCAAGGCCGCGAAGAUGGGAAAGAAGACAAAACUGAAAAACUUUGGUUCCAUGCAGGAUGUAGAGGUGAAGAAAGCGCCAAGGCCUAUGAAGCUCAAACCAUUGAAGGAGGUAUUGGCGAAGCUGAUUGGCCAGUUAAAGAAGAAGGAUGAUUAUGCAUUUUUUAUUUCCCCUGUGGAUCCGUCACGAGUUCAAGGAUAUGCGGAAAUGAUCAAACAUCCUAUGGAUCUUGGGACUAUGUCUACGAAAGUUGCUAGGGGAAAGUACCGUUCAUUGGAAGAGUUUACGACAGACUUUCGCCUAGUUGUCAACAAUGCCAAAAUCUUUAAUCCUCCCGGAACGAUCUAUCACACGGAAGCUGAACGCCUUGAAGCAUGGGGACUUGACCAUAUCGCCAAGGCAUCUGCCCAUGUUAUUGAAUACGAGACGGAUUGGAACAUUGAUGUAGAACAAGAUGAGGAUGCUGCUUUGAAUAUCGAUGAGGACGACGAUCAUAUCACUACGUCCACUCCGAGAGAGAUCGAGGGGAGCCAAGUUGCCGCGUCACCCGCCCCGUCUUCUGUUCCCCCACAGUAUAUGAAGCGUGGGCCUCGAGGACCUUACAAGAAGGGUGUAUCGGUGGGUAUCUCAGAAGGCAUUGAUGCAGAAGGAAGACUUCCUGGUUCUAAGGAUGGCGUCGGGGCAUUCCCUCCCGGUUCUGACUGGGCAGAAAUGAUGGUUGCGCUGAAAAUCAAAGGCAAGCGUUAUAGAACUAAAAAAGAACGACUAAGAAUUGAGAAGGAGGGCCUUCCCCAUCUUCAUGAUGGUAGUCUCGACUACACAGAGAUGGAAGAUCCGUUUUCUAUACUCAACGUCUUGGUGCCUGAGCCACUAUCUAAACCCCAACUUAAUCCACUUUACCCUUCUCUUCGAACAGAUAAUACAGCGCAACCCCUCUUUCCAGGUCCAGUUAAUGUGCCUUCCGCGCGUCCCUUUCCAAAACUGGCUACUCUUGCGGCCUCGACUUCACAACCCACACCACGGCGCAGGCAUUGGACAAUUGCCCGCAAUGCAUCGACAAGAGCAAAACUAAAAGAAAAAGAAGACGAGGAGCCUCGGUCAACAGAAUCCCUACGCGAUAUAUUUCCAUCUGAUUUUGGUUCUUUUGCGACGUUGGGGGCAGAGUUGGGGGCGUCGGCAUGUUCCGAAGAGACACUGGCUACGUCAAUACGAGCCAGUAUUGAGAACCGCCCUAUUAAAAGAAGCUUGAAAGCGGGAGUUGACAGUGAAUACUGGACGGAUGAGAAAGCCGAGGAGGCAUGGGACUACGUACGGGACGUGGUAUACGGUGGAGUUAAUGGCUUCGCCUACGUCAGAAGCAUAGCCGAAUUUGUUAGCCCGCCAGAAGAGAUUUCUCAGCAGACAGAGCAUACCCACCCCCUGGGCACGUCUGUGGCCCGAUACGUAGAGCAACAUCUAGUUGAUGUCGUCACUCGUGGCCGGCAUGAACUAUUGUGUACCACGGCGGCGUACCUGCACUCAGUCUUGAAAGAGCCUCUGUCACCAGCGAUGGAAGCACAGAUGGCAGCCAGCCUCACGUUCCGGCCGACGGUGUUCCGUCUGAUACAGGCAUUACAGCACGAGCAGUUGGAUAUGGCAGCGCUUAUCCGAUCUCCAGAUGAGUUGGAGAAAGCUGGUUUAGGCGAACUCGGAAUUCCCGAGGGCCCUGCAGUCAUAGAACAGGCAUUGGAGUGUGCCGUUCAAGCGCUAGAUGAACUCGACAAAAAAGUACAGAAAAAUGAUGGGGUGAAGGUGGAGGACGAUGCGAUGGAUAUGGAUGGGGCAGAAGAGGACCCUGUAACUAAGAAGCUGAGGUUGACGUUGUUGGCGCUUGCAAAACGCGCCCCACUUGACAAAAUUGCGCCUUUACCUGCUGCGCUUGUUCCAGCUCAUAUUCGGAAUAUUGUACCGACUAUUUAGGACGCUGUUUCUUAUUUACGGCGGACAGCCUGGACUGUAUUAGAUUAUAGUAUACGUGUAAGCAUGAUGGUAGAAGUAAUAACGCUGAGAUUAGAUUUUUGCCACGGAUUUGGAUCUGGCU
Suillus bovinus is the source of this 2219-nucleotide messenger RNA. RefSeq lists its product as uncharacterized. Bases 14 to 2098 code for a protein of 694 amino acids. The transcript is spliced from 6 exons. Gene Ontology annotation, biological process: regulation of transcription by RNA polymerase II. The record is from RefSeq and is a predicted model, not a curated record. NCBI's taxonomy places the organism in Eukaryota, Fungi, Basidiomycota, Agaricomycetes, Boletales, Suillaceae. Gene Ontology annotation, cellular component: nucleus.